Molecule: messenger RNA, 1951 nt
Organism: Schistocerca piceifrons (Central American locust)
Lineage: Eukaryota; Metazoa; Arthropoda; Insecta; Orthoptera; Acrididae
Product: sialin-like
Exons: 10
Coding region: 87-1703 (538 amino acids)
Biological process (GO): monoatomic anion transport; transmembrane transport
Cellular component (GO): plasma membrane
Molecular function (GO): transmembrane transporter activity
Source: RefSeq, a predicted model, not a curated record
GCAGAAUCAACAGAGAGAGACGGCGAGCCUAUAGGAACGCGGCCCUAUUAGACGCUAGGGCUAGCCGUUACGGCCAGUCUGCGGCCAUGGAGGCUGAAGCAGAGGCAAGGCCGUUGACGCAGCGUCCUGGAAAGUCCGGCGGCGGUGGCGGUGCUGGCGCGCCAGGUUGCAUUCAGAUUCGAACAUGUCUUUGGUAUCUAGUAUUUACUGGAACACUUGUAAAUUUCAUGAUUACCAACAAUGUAAAUAUUGCAAUAGUUGACAUGAUAAAGAAGCAGCCACUAGCAAGUCGAGAAACAGAAAUGGGAGCCUGUUCAUUGGAAACACAACUAAUGUGGAAAAAUGAUUCUUUUGAAAACAAGACUGAAAAUUUAACUUCUAAUCAGCAAGCAGUUACUGUAGAUAGUGACAAAGUGCUUCGAUUUGAAUGGGAUGAGAAACAACAAGGCAUGGUUCUCGGUGCCUAUUUCUGGCUGCAUUCAGUCCUACAGCUGCCAGGUGGCAUGCUUUCUCAUGCCUAUGGUACAAAGAAAGUGUUUGGUUUUAGCAAUUUAACUAUGUUUGUUUUGUCAUUGCUCAUUCCUGUGGCAGCUAAAAUUGGUUAUGAGGCAAUUGUUGCCCUCAGAGUUGUUCAAGGAUUCAUUGGAGGACUCGCAUGGCCUGCUUUACACAGUCUUACAGCCAACUGGAUCCCUCCAAAUGAACGCAGCAAAUUUGUUACAGCAUAUAUGGGAAGCUCUGUAGGAACAGCUCUAACAUUCCCACUUUGUGGUCUGCUUAUAUCAUGGUUUGGUUGGCCUUCUGUGUUCUACACAACUGGUGGAAUUGGAAUUCUGUGGUUCAUCGUUUGGUGGCUUGUUGUGUAUGAUUCCCCUGCUGAGCAUCCUUAUGUGUCUAUGAAGGAGAAGCAACUCAUCCUGGAUAGUUUGGGAACAUCAGUGUCUGAGACAAAGGCACCCACACCUUGGAAGGCAAUUUUAUUAUCGGGUCCAAUGUGGCUCAAUAUUUUCUCUCAGUGGGGUAGCACAUGGAGCUUGUUCACACUUAUGACACAGGCACCAACUUAUUUCAAGUUCAUUCAUGGCUGGAACAUACAUAUGACUGGGCUUCUGUCUGGGAUUCCACAUGUCUGCCGCAUUAUUGUGGCAUUAGUGUUGUCUCACAUAAGUGACAAAAUGUUGCGAAAAGGUAUCAUGUCUAAAACAGGAAUUCGAAAACUUGGAUCGGCUGUAUGUUGUAUCAUUCAUGGAUUUUUUAUGUUGGGACUGGCAUUCUCUGGCUGCAACUACUUGGCAGCAAUCAUUUGCAUUGCUGCAUCAGUGGGCACGAGUGGAGCAGUCUCAUCUGGACCAUUUGCUAGCUUUGUUGAUCUCAGUCCUAACUAUGCAAGUAUUCUGUUUGGCAUAGGGUGCACAGUGGCUGAUCUUCCAGGUUUCAUUUCUCCAGCUAUAGUUGGAACGCUGACGUAUCAAAAUCAAACCCCCAGUCAGUGGCAGAUAGUCUUUCUGAUCACAGCUGGAAUGCUGUUUCUUCCUGGAGUACUUUAUCAAGUCUUUGGCACUUCAGAACUUCAAUCUUGGAACACACCUGACAAAGGUGAUCAUGGAAAACAUCAAGACAAGCUUGAAGAUAUUCUGCACCCAAGUGACAUCUCUUCAAAGGACUAUAAUGAGAGUGUAGAAAUGGAAUCUGUAAGGCUGUGACAAUAAGGCAACUGGAAAUAAAUGUUUUAUGUCCUUUCAAAAUACUAAACUUUAAUGGCAAGUAUUUUGUAUUUUUUCUUAUAGCAUGUGGAAACUCAGGUUUAUCAAGAUCACUUGUGUUGAGCCUUGUUAACAGCUUUAUCACAAGUUUACUGCUCCAAAUGUGUCCAUUUUAAUGUUCUGUUGAAUCAUUGUAUUCAGUUAACAAAUGUCUUUGGACUCUAUUUUAAUUUUGUAAUAGUAAUAUU